CUUUAGUAUUUACAUGCCAUCACUAAGUAAAUAUGUUUCUGGGUUCCAUAAUUCACUCACUUUUUACUGUGAUUUCGUUUACUGUGAUACAAUUAAGGGCUGACGAAACUACUACGAAAUUGACUACAGAACUUACUGCAGAUACUACAGCUAAACUCACUACUAAAGCUACGAAACUCACUACUAAAGCCACGGAUCUUACUACUGAAGCUACGGAACUCGCUGGUGAAGCUACAAAACGAACUACUGAAACUCCUGAAAAAGUUAAUGAGGAGACCACGGAGACAUUCCAAACAACACAAACUAAAGUAUCACCUAGUCGUGCACAUAUGGAUGAUUUAACAACAUUUGAUGACAAAGUCUAUUGUAAGUUUCAAGCAAAUUCAUAUUCGUGUUCAAAUGCCAGGCUAAAACGCAAGUAUUAUUACGAUAUACAGCUGAACCAAUGUAUUCAGUUCGAUUACGGACAUUGUAAACACUCGUACAAUAUGUUCGAUGGAAGACGCGAUUGCUUUGAAGCAUGUGAAGACGAGUACAGUCAUCAAGUUGUAAAUGUAACAGCCAAUGUUUACUGCAGGUUUCAGCCUGACUUUGGAGAUUGCCAUAUGUAUAAUCCGAUGUGGUAUUUCGACAUCAUAGAUAUGAGGUGUAAGGGCUUUUCAUACAGUGGCUGUGGAGGCAAUGACAACAGGUUCCGGAAUGUUGAGAAAUGUUUGUCUGUGUGUAGCCAUGCGGUGAAACAUACGGAAGAAGAUUAAAAUCUUAAGAAAUUUAAUAUUUUUCUUUAUAAGAAUAUUUGGGACGUGAUCUGCAUUCGACAUCA
This is a messenger RNA of Spodoptera litura, 823 nucleotides long. Its product is annotated as actinia tenebrosa protease inhibitors-like. The record is from RefSeq and is a predicted model, not a curated record. Gene Ontology annotation, molecular function: serine-type endopeptidase inhibitor activity. Lineage: Eukaryota; Metazoa; Arthropoda; Insecta; Lepidoptera; Noctuidae.